UGGGUGUUCUAGAAAGAGGAAAUGAAGAAGGCGAAGGCCGGACGAAGAAAACAAGCAAUAGAAAACAGAGAUCCUGAGCCUCCGGGCCAAUAAACACAACUGAAGAGCACCCAAGAAGGCCAAGAGAAGGGCGGCAGCAGAAGGGAGCUCCAAUGUCUUCUCCAUGUUUGACCAGACUCAGAUCCAGGAGUUCAAGGAGGCUUUCACUGUAAUUGAUCAGAACAGGGAUGGCAUUAUUGACAAGGAGGAUCUUCGGGACACCUUUGCAGCCAUGGGCCGUCUCAAUGUGAAGAAUGAGGAACUGGACGCUAUGAUGAAGGAAGCCAGUGGACCCAUCAACUUCACUGUCUUCCUGACCAUGUUUGGGGAAAAACUCAAGGGUGCCGACCCCGAGGAUGUGAUCACUGGAGCCUUCAAGGUCCUGGACCCAGAAGGGAAGGGCAGCAUCAAAAAGCAGUUCUUGGAGGAGCUGCUUACCACGCAGUGUGACCGAUUUUCCCAGGAGGAGAUCAAGAACAUGUGGGCAGCCUUCCCUCCAGAUGUGGGCGGCAACGUGGACUACAAGAACAUCUGCUAUGUCAUCACACACGGUGACGCUAAGGACCAGGAAUAGGGGACCCAAGGUCUCAGAAGACCUAGAUAGGCUCCUAGCCGCUCCAGCUCUCACCCUGACCCCCAAUAAAACUCAACUGGUCUUUGUUUCUUA
Molecule: messenger RNA, 706 nt
Organism: Apodemus sylvaticus (European woodmouse)
Lineage: Eukaryota; Metazoa; Chordata; Mammalia; Rodentia; Muridae
Gene: Myl11
Product: myosin light chain 11
Exons: 7
Coding region: 164-613 (149 amino acids)
Biological process (GO): skeletal muscle tissue development
Cellular component (GO): cytoplasm
Molecular function (GO): calcium ion binding
Source: RefSeq, a predicted model, not a curated record